Hymenoscyphus albidus is the source of this 3662-nucleotide messenger RNA. The record is from the annotation of a GenBank genome assembly. Lineage: Eukaryota; Fungi; Ascomycota; Leotiomycetes; Helotiales; Helotiaceae.
UAUCGCGCUGCCAAAACAAAACUUGAGAGAUUCUUAUUGACAUCUCUCAGACACUCCUCCCACACCAGCACAUCUCCAAACGACCUGCAACACCAUGGCUUUGGAUUUGCAGACUGUUGCGCAGCUUCUCCAGGCCACUCUCGACCCACAACAGCACAAACAAGGUACUUUGCUUCAGCCAGCCCUUCGCUUUUUCCCUUCGUGGUUGUGUUUGCUAAUUUUGGAUAGCUGAGAUUGCCCUCAAACAGGAGCAGGAGAAACCCAACUUCUCAAUACUUCUUCUCCAAAUUCUAGCUACCGAAGCCCUUCCCCUCAACACACGACUUUCAGGCGCCUUGUGCUUCAAGAAUUUUAUCAAAUUCAACUGGGUGGUAAGCUCCAUCCACUCCUAAGUAGCCCCGCGGUCCCGACUAAACCACAUACAUAGGAUGAAGAUGGAACAUAUAAGCUCCCAGAAAAUGAGGUUGCAACUAUCAAGAAUCAGUUGAUUGGUUUAAUGACCUCGGUGCCUGCGAGUAUACAGUCGCAACUGGGAGAGUCGAUUAGCAUUAUCGCAGAUUCUGAUUUCUGGGAGAGAUGGGAUACUCUGGUUGAUGUGAGUGAAGAGGAUCCUCUGGAAGGCAGAAUUACAUACUGAUUAUGGAUCAGGAUCUGAUCUCACGUCUCACAUCUGAUAAUGCAAAAGUCAACCUUGGUGUAUUGGAAGUUGCCCAUUCAAUCUUCAAGCGGUGGAGACCUCUCUUUGCGUCAGAUGAUUUAUACACUGAAAUCAACCAUGUGCUGAACAAAUUUGGGCAGCCAUUUGUGGAGCUAUUGGCGGUAGGCUAUCUUGGACACGUCCUCUUUCGUUGCACUGACAUGCCUUACAGAACACUGAUCGGCAAAUUGAGGCAAACAAGAAUAAUAAGGAUGUCUUGAAGCAGCAUGUUGAAGUCCUUAAUCUCCUGGUAAAGUUAUUCUACGAUCUUUCUUGCCAGGACCUCCCUCCGAUCUUCGAAGAAAAUCUUGCCCCGGUCACCGGUCUUCUACAUAAACACUUGACUUAUGACAACCCUCUACUCGCGACCGACGACGAUGCAGAGUCCGGACCUCUGGAAUUUGUGAAAGCAGGGAUAGCGGAGGCCAUGACUCUUUACAUGCAAAAAUACGAAGACGCAUUCGGAGAACUGUGCCAGCCUUUCAUUACAAGCACUUGGACCUUGUUGACAACUAUCGGUCCAGAAACUAAAUUUGACAUUCUUGUCAGCAAAGCCCUCCACUUUUUGACCGCUGUCGCUAGUAUCGGUGCACAUGCACAGAAUUUCAACAACCCAGAAAUCCUCGGGCAGGUGGUGGAAAAAGUUAUCCUUCCAAAUGUCAGCCUGAGAGAAUCGGACAUUGAACAAUUUGAAGACGAGCCAAUUGAAUAUAUUAGACGAGACCUCGAGGGAUCCGAUACGGACACACGACGAAGAGCAGCCACCGAUUUUCUUCGAAAGCUUCUCGAGAAUUUUGAAGAGUUGGUCACAGGAGUUGUGUCGCAGUACAUUCAACACUAUCUCGAUGCGUUCAAGAAAAACCCCGGCGAUGAAUGGAAGUCGAAAGACACCGCGAUUUACUUGUUCUCGGCAAUUGCUGCCAAAGGAGCUGCUACAACCAAUCAAGGCAUCAAAACUAUAAACUCGAGAGUCGAUGUUCUCGAUUUCUUUGAGAAAAACGUGGCUCAGGAUCUCAUGGCCAGUAGUGGUGUGGAACCAAUUAUCAAAGUUGACGCUAUCAAGUUCCUUUACACUUUCCGUCGACAAUUGACAAAAGCACAGUGGGUUUCAGCGUUCCAACCACUCGUCCAGAAUCUAGCCUCUUCGAAUUAUGUGGUGUAUACCUACGCGUCGAUUGCUGUGGAAAGAGUUCUAUUUCUUACAGAUGAUUCCGGCAAGCACAUUUUUGGAAGAGAUGAUGUUGUGCCAUUCGCCAAGGACCUCUUAGAGCACUUAUUUCAAUUAAUAGAGAGAGAUCCGGCCCCAGAGAAGCUCCAGGAGAACGAAUUCUUGAUGCGCUGCGUUAUGAGAGUUUUAAUCGUCAUCAAGGAAAGUGUGGUCCCGAUGAGCGACAAUCUGCUCCAGCACUUAAUCCAUAUCACCCACAUUAUUGGCAAGAACCCAAGUAACCCACGGUUCUACUACUACCACUUCGAGACGCUAGGGGCUCUUGUCAGAUUUGCUGGACCAUCUCAACCCGAAAAGUUUGAAGCUGACCUGUAUGAGCCUUUUGCUCGUAUAUUAACUGAGGAUGUCCAAGGUUGGAUUUAGCACAUUAGUAUAAUGUCUUAAGCUAACUUGUGCGUCAGAAUUUAUGCCUUACGUCUUUCAAUUAUUUGCAGCACUCCUUGAAUCACGGCCACAGGGAUCCUUGUCUCCUUAUUACCAAGCACUAGCGUCCUCUGUUCUUAUUCCAAUCACUUGGGAUAACAGAGGCAGCGUACCAGCAUUAGCGCGACUGCUGUCCUCCAUAAUUCCCAGAAGUGCUGGGGAUAUUGUGUCAAACAAUCAGUUGGAACCAAUCCUUGGCAUUUUCCAAAAGCUCAUGUCGAAGAAACAGACUGAGCUAUAUUCUUUUGACAUCCUAGAAGCUCUAGUCACCUCUGUUGAUGUGUAAGUCUUGCUUAAAGCAUUUAUUUAGCUUAACCUAUUCUUCGCCUAAUGGAGUGUGGCGCUAACAUGACUUACAGUGCCGCGUUCCAACAAUACUUUCCCACGGUUCUCACUCUAAUUUACACACGCCUCAACAGCAAUCCUCCGCCACCGGAAAAAUUUAAGCAGCGGUUCGUGAGAUUUUACCACCUCAUUGCGUCUCACUAUGAGAUUGGUCUUGGGGUUGAUUUCUUCGUCGCCAAUACCAAUGCUAUUCAAGAGAAGAUCUUCGCUCCUAUAUACUUGACAAUAAUUCUACCAACAACCCAACAGCUAGCUCGUCCCCUCGAUCGAAAACUCGCCGUCGUAGGCCUCACCAAAGCACUAACAGAUUCGCAAGCCUUCGCCGUUACUUACUCCAAAUCAGGCUGGGCGAAGACGUGCGAGGCACUGCUAAAAAUCCUUGAAAACCCCCCUAUGCCUAUUACAGCGGAUGAUAUUGUGGUGGAAGUUGAUGUUGAUGAUUUGAGCUUCGGUGUCGGAUUUACACCACUGAACGCGUGCAAAAAGCAGCUCAAAGAUGAGUGGCCGGCAGUUACAGAUGUAAAGAGUUGGGUUGGAGAGUAUCUAAAGGCAGCAGAUGCACGACAUUCAGGGGCCAUCGGGGGUUUUGUGAACCAGCGGCUGCCAACCGAGGCGAAGGAUAUUUUGCUAUCCUACAUGCAAUGAGGAAUGAGGCUACGAAGGGACUUUUGUGAAGCGAUUGACGAAGGGGCGCAGGAAACAUGGAUGCACAUGUAAUCUUCUAGGGUCAAAAUAUUAAGCAAGGUGAGCGAGAAUAUUCGGAGUAUUGCAAUUGGGAUUUGUCGUCGAGGAGAAAAAAACCAGCAUUUAGAUAGUAUGACGACUCCUCUUUUUCAGGUAGCAGCAAAAAUUCCCCAUGAUUAUUUAGAAUUCAGACAUCAGAACUUUUCUCUCUAUAAUGACUUGUUUGUCCUCGGCGCUCGUGUUCUUAGUAGAGAAUAAUCCUGAUGGGCGAUAGUUAAAUAGAAG